Molecule: messenger RNA, 791 nt
Organism: Anopheles aquasalis
Lineage: Eukaryota; Metazoa; Arthropoda; Insecta; Diptera; Culicidae
Gene: Ldaf1
Product: Lipid droplet assembly factor 1
Source: RefSeq, a predicted model, not a curated record
AUUGAAAUAUUUGUUUGCCUAAUUAAUGAAAUUAAUAGGCAGCUGCAUGUCAACAAUGUAGCUGAAUAUUUGUCAUGUACUGUCUCCGUAAUUCGACGCCUUUGGAACGUAAACAACGUCUUGCCAGCCCUCCAGAGCUGUCGUAUAGUUCCCGUUGUUAUCAUUACACCAACAAUCAAUUUUAAAUCAAUGAUUUAAAAUGACGACGGCCGAUGCUGAAAAAUGUUUUAAAACGGAAGGUUCCGCUGACAGCAGUGCCGAGCGACAACGGUACAGAAAGAAUGAGGAUCUGGUCCGGAUCUUUCUACAACGAGCUUCCACCUACCAGCGUCGAAUGUACAAAACGGUAAUCGAAAUUUUUGUCCGGUAUCGUAUUAAGGAAGCCGUGCAGUUUAUCUUUAACACGCUGCAAAAGCACCCGUUUCUGGCGCUCGUAUUGGCAAUUGCUAUAUUCACCAUUACUUUGCCUAUUGUAAUAUUCAUCUUUAUCACCAUGACCACAGCUAUGAUGGCCUUCACCGGAUUUGUACUGUUCGAGGGAGCGCUCAUAACGGCCGCCUCGAUUAUGCUCUUCAGUUUGUUUAUCGUGGUAUUCGCUGUCGGAGUUAUCAUUCUUCUAGUCUCCUUUACAUGUUUCUUUGGCAUAUCACGUUUUUACGAUUACGCUACUCGCUUCAAACUAAACGAUGUCCAUGAAUACUUGCGGGAUAUGUAGCCUCCCAUGUAUUUAAAUCAUGCGUGCGUGCUGUUUAUUCUGCUAUUUUUAUUCGUAUAUAAUUGGUGAAGGACAG